GUUGACGUCAUCGAAAGCCGACCUGAGCAGCAUGGAGGAGCUCCUUCGCUGAGGAUUUUUUGACCUCUUACAGUUUUUCCUUUCUAGUGGAGUCGGUUUGAAUAGUGUUUUCCAGAAUGUCGGUCAAGCAGGCAUCAGUCCAUGCCAAAUGGAUCAUCGGCAGAGUAAUAGGGACCAAGAUGUACAAAACUGCCAAAGUGAGAGUCACAAGGCUGGUGCUGGACCCGUACCUUCUCAAGUACUACAACAAGAGGAAGACUUACUUUGCCCAUGAUGCUUUGCGACAGUGCACUGUGGGAGACAUCGUCCUUCUCAAGGCUCUGCCUGAGCCCCGGUCCAAACAUGUGAAGCAUGAACUGGCUGAGAUAGUGUAUAAAGUAGGUCGGGUGGUCGACCCACUGACAGGAAAGAGCGUUGCAGGAUCUGAGUUUGUGGAGCCCCUGACCGACCUUCCAGAUGACCUGGAAGAGGAGACGACGUUAUCAGAAAAACUGCAGGAGCUCAACAUCUCUGCUGCUUCCAGUGGAGCUGACUCCCCUCCAGCACAAACACCAGCUCCAUGAUAGGAAACUGUGUACUUCUGUGCAGUAAUGUUAGCUUAAACACGUUUCUGUUUGAGGUGUUCAUGUAAAUAUGAGUUUAUAAACCAGUAAUCUUGUUGUAUUAUAUAUAUGGAUGGAGAGCCUGAGUACGUUUUCCUUGCUGCCUGCUCAGGUAGUUUGAAUUCAGGACACAUUUCUGAGGAAUUUACAAUAAAAUGACAAGAACA
Molecule: messenger RNA, 769 nt
Organism: Toxotes jaculatrix (banded archerfish)
Lineage: Eukaryota; Metazoa; Chordata; Actinopteri; Toxotidae
Gene: mrps17
Product: mitochondrial ribosomal protein S17
Exons: 3
Coding region: 117-563 (148 amino acids)
Biological process (GO): mitochondrial translation
Cellular component (GO): mitochondrial small ribosomal subunit; ribosome
Molecular function (GO): structural constituent of ribosome
Source: RefSeq, a predicted model, not a curated record